Mangifera indica (mango) is the source of this 2544-nucleotide messenger RNA. RefSeq names its product probable hexosyltransferase MUCI70. The coding region runs from base 477 to 2261 and encodes 594 amino acids. The transcript has 9 exons. NCBI's taxonomy places the organism in Eukaryota, Viridiplantae, Streptophyta, Magnoliopsida, Sapindales, Anacardiaceae. The record is from RefSeq and is a predicted model, not a curated record.
UUCGGAUUAGAAGUUAAUAAUAAUAAUCUAUUAUAGCGGGAAUCAAUGCAGGCAAUCAAUUUUGUAAUUUGAUUUAUUUUUUGGUUGUCAGAUAUGAAAUCACAUUGGUUUUUGAAAUCAAGUUUAGUGAGAUUGAUUUUGCGGCAAACCCAGAGUGCCAUUUUUUUUCAUAAUUUUGGAAUUUUAGUGAACUUUUCGGUGAUUAAGUUUUUGAAUUCUUGUAUUUUUAUUAUAAAUUGAAUUAAUUCAGCUUUUUAGUGAAAUUUCAAGAAUUGGGCCAUUGCUUUUUUUGUUGGGUUUUUGAUCAGUUGAGUCAGUUUCAUGAAUUUGUUGGGAAAUUUAGUUAAAGUUUCAGGAGUUGGGCUAUUGUGUAAAGCGUAGUAAUUUGAUCUAAGCAAAAUUUUUGUUUGGGGCAAAGUCUGACUGUGUAAUUUGAAGGAGAUGAGAGGUGAACUAAUUGAGGAAUUUGAGAUACAAUGACUGGAGGGUCAUUGGGGAUACGCACGGCGAGUAAUGGGUCACUGCAGUCACUCAGCAACGGUGUUGGUUCAGUGUCAUCCCAUCAAACGAAAUCGAUAUCAGCAAUAUCUGGAAGAAAGCCUCCUUCAAAGAUGUUACUGUCAGGUUCCAGAGAAAGGGAGAAAGACAGGUUUUUAGCAUUUGUAUGUUGCAAAUAUAUAGGCCGUAGAAAAGUAACAAUGCUGCUGCUUGUAGUCCUUGCUCUCUUGGUCUUUACGUUGGGUCCCUUCAUAGUUAAUAAAGAAAGUAGCAGUUUGAAUGUUGAUAAACGUACUGGAAGGUUGGUCCCAUAUGGCAACUCAGGGGCAGGCAAUCCUGUAGUUGAUAUGGCUUUUCUAGAAAAUAACUCAGAGGGUAAAAAUACUUAUACAAGAAUUGACAUGAGAGGAAGUGAUGAAAGUAGAGCCCAGCAUCCUCCUCCUCCUCCUUCCUCAAUCAAAGCAGUUAUUCCUCUGUCACAUCAUCCAUGCAAGAAUUUUGCAUUUCCUCCUCCCCCUCCGCCUGGUUUCCAGAGACCAGGACCACGACCAUGUCCUGUAUGUUACCUCCCCGUGGAGCAGGCAAUAGCUAGUAUGCCAAGUUCCCAAUCAGCAUCCCCUCUGCUCCAGAAAUUGACAUAUGUUCAAGAUGAAAAUCCUGUUAAAACUGAACCACAUGGAGGUUCUGACUUUGGUGGAUAUCCUUCUUUAAAACAGAGAUUUGAUUCUUUUGACAUUAAAGAGUCCAUGACAGUGCACUGUGGAUUUGUCAAAGGAAGUAAACCUGGAGUCCGAACUGGGUUUGAUUUUGAUGAAGCUGACCUCGCAGAGUUGGAGCAAUUCCAUGAGGUCAUUGUUGCUUCAGCUAUAUUUGGGAAUUAUGAUUUAUUACAGCAGCCCCAGAACCUUAGUGAAGCAGCAAGGAAAAAUAUCCCUUUCUAUAUGUUUAUUGAUGAAGAGACAGAAGCUUAUAUGAAGAAUUCUAGCAUCCUAGACAGCAGUAAGAUAGUUGGAUUGUGGAGAAUUAUUGUCGUCACGAACAUCCCUUAUAGUGAUGCAAGACGUAAUGGAAAGGUUUCAAAGCUUCUUUUGCACAGGAUUUUCCCCAAUGUUCGAUAUUCUAUAUGGAUUGAUGCAAAGCUCCAGCUUAUUAAGGAUCCAUAUCAAAUUCUUGAGAGAUUUUUGUGGCGCCAAAAUGCUACUUUUGCAAUUUCAAGACACUAUAGACGCUUUGAUGUGUUUGUGGAGGCUGAAGCUAAUAAAGCUGCAGGAAAAUAUGAUAAUGCCUCUAUAGAUUACCAGAUGGAAUUUUAUAGGAACGAGGGUUUAACACCAUACUCUGAGGCCAAGCUUCCUAUAACUAGUGAUGUUCCCGAAGGCUGCACCAUAGUUAGGGAACACAUUCCAAUUACAAAUCUAUUCACCUGCCUAUGGUUCAAUGAAGUAGAUCGUUUUACUUCAAGGGACCAGCUAAGCUUUUCCAUUGUUAGAGACAAGAUAAUGGCAAGAGUUGAUUGGAGUGUCAAUAUGUUUCUUGAUUGUGAGAGGCGAAAUUUUGUGAAACAGGCAUACCACAGAGAUGUGUUGGAGAAAAUGGCCCCCCCAACUGUCAUUACUCAGUUGCCAAGUAAUUUGCCCGUUGCUACCAAUGUCAUUGGAGGCAACCCUGUGAGGAGGAAGCGCGCCAAAAAAGAAAAGAAAUCUGGUUCCAAGCGAAAUCGUAAGGUUUUUGCUGGAAAUAAAGCCAUUAACAUUUCAUUUUAAGUGUUUUUUUUUUUUUUUUGCCCUCUAGAAAAAGGAAAAGAAAUGAAGUAGAAGAAGAAGAAGAAAUUAUGUAACCAUGAUUUUAGCCCAGUUUCUAAUUAUACAUGGAGUAGGAGUACUAAUUAGAGGAGUUUAGGAUGAUCAAAUUUUAGGUUAAAGAAUGUCCACAUGCCUUUUUACUGGUGUUAAUUCUUUUAACUUCAUCUCACACAUGCUGCUGCCCGGCAACAUUUUUGAGGUGCUUAUUAUUUUUUCCAAUUUAUUAAAAACAAUUCUAAAGUUA